Molecule: messenger RNA, 3298 nt
Organism: Schistocerca gregaria
Lineage: Eukaryota; Metazoa; Arthropoda; Insecta; Orthoptera; Acrididae
Product: serine protease inhibitor dipetalogastin
Exons: 10
Coding region: 30-1559 (509 amino acids)
Biological process (GO): multicellular organism development; cell differentiation
Molecular function (GO): protein binding
Source: RefSeq, a predicted model, not a curated record
GGCCGCCUCCUCCAGCGCAGCGCCUCGCCAUGGACUUACACCGCCCCGCUCCGCUUUGCCGCCACGGCCUGGUCCUGUUGCUGCUUGCCGCCGCGGCCCUCUCAAGCGCGGCGGCUGGCGGACCGCAGUGCCCGCGGGUGUGCUCCGCGGCGGGGGCAGAGCCCGUCUGCGGCUCUGAUGGCUUCAUCUACAGCAGCUCCUGCGACCUGCGCAAGAAGACCUGUGGAAAGGGCGUGACGGUGGUUCCCCCCGAGAAGUGCUCGCGGGCAGAGGGCGCCAGCUGCAGCCACCGCUGCGGUCGUGAGAACGAGCCCGUCUGCGGCACCGACGGCCGCACCUACCUCAACAGGUGCAUGCUCCAGGUCGAGGUCUGCAGGGUGGGCAUCCAGCUGUCGCACGUGGGCGCCUGCGGCAACUCGUCGGCGCAGCGCGAGAACUGCCCCGUGUCCUGCGAGAGCGCCCCGGUGGACGGGCCCGUCUGCGCCUCCGACGGCAACGUGUACGCCAGCUCCUGCCGCAUGAAGCUCGCCACCUGCGGGCAGGGCGUGGUACGCGCCGACAAGAAGUUCUGCCAGACGACGCGCCACUGCCGCGAGUCCUGCUGGAGAGUCUCCAAGCCCAUCUGCGGCUCCGACGGCAAGAUCUACAGCAACUCCUGCCGCAUGAAGGCAAAGAAUUGCGGGAAGCACGUGUUCGAGGUGCCGAUGGCGUUCUGCGUGGCGGGAGACCGGCUGGCCUCGCCGUCCUCGGCCAAGGACUGCCCGCUGUCGUGCCAGGGGCAGCCGCUCAAGCCCACCUGCGGCUCCGACGGCGCCGUCUACCGCAGCGACUGCGAACUGCGCAUGCUCAACUGCGGGGCGCAGGGUCGGCGGAAGAUCUCCCGCGUGGACAUCGAGAAGUGCCGGCCGCGCAUCCAGCGCUGCGAGAAGCUCGCCUGCAGCGACAACUCGACCAGGGGCCCCGUCUGCGGCUCCGACGCCAACACCUACGACGACGUGUGCAAGCUGCAGAAGGAGGCCUGUCUUAAAGGAAUACUGAUGGCACAUGUGGGCAACUGUUCUGACCUAACAGCAAAGGAUGAAUGCCCUGAAGAAUGUCCAGAUACUGAGGACAAGCCAGUGUGUGCCUCUGAUGGAAAUGUCUACAGAUCUGAGUGUAUCAUGCGGCGAGAGACGUGUGGACAAAAAGUAGUUGCAGUUCCUCUUCAUCACUGCCGCACAACUGAGCGUUGCAAUGAUAUAUGUGAUGAGGAGAGUGCCUUUGUCUGUGGUUCAGACAAUAAAUUCUAUCGCAAUGAAUGUGAGAUGCGUCGCAGCAACUGUGGGAAACAUGUAUAUGCAGUUCCACUGAAACGCUGCCUGAGUGGCUUUGUCUUCCGUGGUUGUCAGAAGAUCUGUCCACCACAUUAUGACCCAGUAUGUGGCACAGAUGGUAAGACGUACUCCAAUGAGUGCUUCCUCGAACUUGAAAACUGCCGCUCGCGGUCGCUGGUUUCUAAAGCACAUCUUGGGCGGUGUGGGGAACCGAUAGCAUCACCUCCUCGCAACUAUUUAUAUUAAGUCGCUUUACUAUCAUUUACUUUUAUAUACAUCAUACAUAAUACGUCUUAGCACAAAGUGGUCUCUAGCUUUUAAUUGCAAAUUGCAGGGAGAACGAGGCAAACUUUAAUCAGAAAUGUCACUUGGGUGUUGAUUUGUUAGCAAAAUAAUGAAAGACCAUUUUUCAUUUUCUAUCACCUAUGAGCUGUACACAUUAAUAACUUGAAAAUGGUGUGCAAUUUUGCCACACAGGAGAUAAUCUUGCAAAUCAAAACCUCUCUUAGAAAAGUAAUUUACUUAAAUAUAAAUUUUUACCUGCUGCAUUCAAGCCUUCAUAAAUCCUGUAAGUUUCUAUAAAAUAAAGUAUAACAGAGAGUGUCCUGAAGUUAUUCACUAGGGGCUGAAAAGUUAAAUUUCACUUUAAUACAAGAAUUUAAGGAGACUAUCUAUGGCCAUGUCCUGAUAAAACUACGAGGUCCAUCAGCUUUCUCUCUAAAAGUGCACUGCAUUAUUAAAUCACAACAUAUUUAUAUAUUUUGCUUUUGUUUAUUCUUGUUAUGGUCACUCCCAGCAUAAUAAACAAGUCGAAGUAAUUUCAUUUCUUGAGACACAGAAGUGUUGUGUAAAAAUAUACAUCACAGACAACAGGUGGAUAUAAGUUGUUUAUUAACAAUUUCAUUGUUAAUCAUUCUCAGUGCUUUACAGCAUAUUGUAAGUUUAAUGAAAAAUGCCUCUAAUUUAUAUGAACUAUGGCACAUUCCAUGACUGCAAGUAUUGAUACUUUCUUGAUUCACAUUAUGGAAAAGUAAAAAAGUGUAAGAAUAGUUAUGUUUAACAAAUUAUUCAACAAGUAGGAUACUUAACUCAGGAAAUGAUGUUUUAAGAUGAGUACUUCAAAUCAAAUAUUUGCUAAUGUGUACUACGUUUUACAAUGCCAAGACAGUCUAGUUCCUGAAACAAACCCACUUUCUUAGAAAUAUUAUAGUACAGAAAAUGAAUCAAGAGAAGAUUUCUUUCAUUAAGUGACAUAACGGUAGUAUGUAGUAUAAUUUAUAUUAAGACUAUUUAUAAGAUUUAAUUUAUUUUAUUUUCCUUUGCUUGUAAAUACAUAAAGUGUAUGUUCUCAUUAAUGGCAAAUGAUUUAUAAAAUUGUUCCUAAAUUUUUGUUUAUGUUUGUAUACGGCAUUCUUUUGUAACCUAAUUUGCACAACUUGAGAUUUCAAAAAUCUCAUAUUUACUUAUGUAUGCCCUAUAUUUGUCUGUCAUGAUGGUGGAAAACAAGUUUCAGCUGUUUUGAUACUCACUGUACUCUAGAUUAUAGCUUGCAGAGAAAUACAUGAUUUAUAUUUAAUUAGUAUUGCCGCAUCCCAGUAUGGUGCUAAAGAUUAUAACAAUUUUGAGUACUAAGUGACAAUGGCAAUAAGAGUUUGAUGGGCAUCACAGUGCUCUAAAAUUUUUGAGAUGUUGUAGUCGACAAGCCACAUUAUAUGGUAACUCUGGAUUCUGAAUGUUUCAUAAUGAAAUCUAAAAGUGCAUAAAAAUAUCACAAAAAGUGCCUUUGAUUUUCCUACUACAAGAUAAUUCACAAAUGGGGAAUGCAAAAUUGUAUGAGUCAGACUGUAAAUGAAGUGAUAAUGUGAUAAUUUAUUAAUUAAUUUAGUAAGUGAAUGUAAAACAUUUACUCUUUGAAAGUGAAUAUUUCAAUAAUGCUAUGUUUAUGGUCUGCAUUUAUUUUUUUUGAAAUACAUGUAUAUAAACAA